CGUCCACCGCGAGGGGGCUCGAAGUAGUCAUGGAGACGGCAACGCGGCUAGGAAAAACAAGUGUCUGCUCUUGAAACAUGUACCGUAACUUUUCCCGUCCCCAUUCGCGCAAGAGAUGACUCCGAUCACGCGCAAACGGCAAUUCUUAAGUCGAAAAUUAUCACCGACUGUCUUUACAAUUGGAUAACCAUGGAUGUAGGCUAGGUUUUCGCUUUCCUCGUACGAUGAGUUUCGGUUUGGGUACACAAUGCGCCGAGCCCGAAGGAACCCAUGAGAAGAUGUGAGACCGGUUUAAGAUCGUCGGUAUGGCCUUUGAAUGGGACGCUUUUGCAAGAGAGUACUACUGGGUGAUUCUGCUCGCCAUCUUUGCCUUGCUUGCACUGGCUGCCAUUGCUGUGUGGGCUAUACUCAGAUGCAAGUACCCGCAAUACGAAUACGCCGCCCUGGACAACGAAAGUAGCUUCAUCUCGGAUCGGCUUGAACUGAGUCGCAAGUUCCACGGUGACAUUGACCGUAACGAAGCUCUUAUCAACUGCCAGUACUACCUACGUGGGUCGACCCGCUAUUUCCUCCGCUACCAACUUUGCAACAUCGGGAGCCGCAUGGACCGACACUGGUUUGUGGUGCGGGACGGAGCCACGCGGACAGAGCGUCUGCUCACGGUGACGGCGCUUCCAGAUGCCUGUCCACUGCGCCACUCGCCCUGCCAGGUGCGACCCGGCCUGCAAGAGAUCUUUCUAGACCUGCAACACCCGUACGUUCACCCCGUGCUCGACAUCGACAUCAAGGUGCUCGCCGAGCGGCCUCAUGUGGUGGUGGUGUCGCCGCUCAAUGACGUGGGCUCCCUCAAGGACCUCAUCUACCACAGCAAGUACAACGAGGACUGGCAAGAAAAGUACCGCCGCCAGGGCACGGGGCUGCCCACGGAGCAGGUUCAGCGGCUCGCCCGGCAGAUGGUCGAAGGCCUGCUUUUCCUCCGUGAGAAGGACUUCCCGGCCUUCUACAACCUGCACCUGGGCAACGUCAUCCUGCAGAACGGCGUCGCCAGGCUAACGGGCCUGGAGAACGUGCUGCUGGGUUACGUGCCACGCGUCUCCGCAUUCAUCCGCAAGCGCAUCUGCGACGACCGGGAGAUCGUCGACGCCGUCUGCUUUGGUCACGCAUUGUUCGAAAUGGCCGCUGGCUAUGAAAUGUCGACGACGAAACCAACGGACAAAAACUUUGCCGACGUGGAGCAUUGUCCCGAAGUCUACCAGGUCUUGAGGUUCAUCUUUGAGAACGAGGGCAACCAUACUCCGACACUAGAAGAGGUGGCGAGCUUGGACUUCUUCCGCAACAUCGAUCUUCGUGAGCUUACCACACACACCGUCCCCCCCAUCCUCAAGACCUCUCUGAGCUCGACAGCCAAGCACUUACUGAGGGACGUCCAGAGGUUUUACAGAAACAAGGGGAAGCUCAAGACAUCUAGGUCAAUCUCGGUGUCCUCGUGCGACGGCGGCGAGUCUUCUGACAGCGAAAAAGCAGAGCUCCUGCCCCGUGGGGUGCGCUCCAAGAGGCGUGGCGGGGCGGGGCCCUCCUCCAAGGGCACCCUGACCCUCACGAAGCCUCACCCACCCCUGCCGACCUCGUCCGAGCUGCUGCACCCACCCGCAGGCUGCGCCUCUUCAUCGUCCCCGCCCCCCGAGUUCUCCUCCUCCCCACCGCAGGCCGAAACCCCCUGCCCCGAGGUCGAAACACCUCCUCUCCGGGCCGGGACCCCACCCCCGCACUCGACGACCCCGCCCACCAACUCCACGAGCCCGCCUUCCAAGGCCUCAGUGACUCCGCCCCGGAGGAUGGAGACCCCACCCACGAACUCAACGAGCCCACCCUCCAAGGCGUCCGAGACUCCACCCCCCGAAGUGCCUCCGCGGCCGUCCGAGGUGGCGACGCCGACGUGGGUCCAAUCGCAGUCUAGUGUGAGCACGUGUGGAUCGACGGACUACUGCACGCCGCCUUCCAGCCCCCAGGUGGAGGGGGCGGAGCGAAGUUGCGCGGACCGCGUCACGUGAUCCUGCGACUUUUGACGCGGCAAUAGGUCACGCCUCUUUGUUGUUUUCAUUCUUGGAGUUGUGACAAUUGCUGCAAAACAUGCAAAUUCCAGUAUAGCAAGUCUGUUCCAACAUAAGAGCCAGAAGAGAGGCUCUGCCUUCAAGUUCUCGAAAAAUGUGUUAUUUUUCGAGCGCACAAAAAAAACAGGACAUCCCUCUGUUUUUUUUUUUGUUUUUAGAGGUGUCCGCAAAUAAGGCUGUGCCGAAUGCCUCAGAUCGUCUUAGUACAUUUAUGUUAAACUAAGCAUUUUUUCUUUUUUUUUUAAGCGCGGAAUUUUUGCUACAGUUCUUACGUUGAAACACACUAUAGAGAAGAGAAAGUGUUGCAUCUUCGUUGCACGUCUGAACUUGGUGCAGUAUAUUGCAGGCAGGUUUGUCAGGAAGUCUUGCUAAUAGGUGCAAGGAAAGGUCACGAAAUUUAGACAGUUUUGAGGGAUUCGUCUGACUGUGUUGGUCGUGCUGUGGGUGACCUGUAAUUGGUGGGUGUGGCCAACCUUUUCUGUCCUCGAUUUCGAUUGGCUUGUUGUGUCUUCCUGCAGCGAAAGCUGCAAUUGGAUUGGUUAUUGUAUGAGUGGACCCAAGAAUGGUUGUGUCCCGCUAUUCCUGGUUGCCGCUGACUACGCUAGUUGUUUUUUUUGCACAAAAGGGGAACUUACAGAGCAGUUGCCAGAAUUCUGAAAGUUACCCGUUUAUCUGAUGGCAGCUCAUUCAGUUGUCUUGGUUAGCUAUUGUGGUUGUAGUCUGUUGGGUGACAAUUUAGCACUUGGAUACACGGACGAUAAAGAGCACAUUUAGUAGGUGCAUGGCGUAUGUUUGAGAUUUUGAAAGAAAACCUGUAGCCAAGAAGUCAGCAAGUGUACUAGUCAAUCACCCCAUCACAGUGUCAAUGUAUUUUUCCUUUUCUUUCCUUACAUAAGUUCGAUGAUUAGAAGAAAUGUCAGAGGUUGUUCUGGCUUUUAAUUGUUGUUUGUGAGGAAUUCAUUUUUUAGACUGUUCUUGCAUGUCGACCAAUGCCAUGAAAACGGUAGAUUAAUUUUUGGCGAACUACUUCACGAAUGCCCCUUUCCUUACCACAAUUAACAGACCCACAGUCACAAACCAAGUCAUAAUAUGGUGCAGGCAGAAUUGACAUGGAAGACAGAAUGCAAUUAGUUCUGGGAAAUGCAUAAUCCUUCAUUUCCCGUCGAGUUUGAAUGCAAAGUGUUAAUUCCCUUACGAAACUGAAUGUGUGGAACUCUAAAUGCCUCGAUUCCAUAGAAAACAGUUGUGAUCCAUUUCACGAAAAUUUUUGUAGAUAUGCAUAGUCAGGAUACUGUUUCAAGCCUAACGCUUCAUCACUUGUACCACGGUUAUAUGUACAGACGUUUAUAUCAACCGAGUCACCCACCUCGCAGUGGGUGGGGACGUAACCCGCAACAUAUGUAAUCCAAUUUUACACGUUUUUAAAAAUUUUUUUUGGAGCACACUUAGAUUUUGAUAAAAAAUAACGACAGUUUUUCUCGGGAGCUGGCAAGGUUUGGUCGAAAAUUGACACCUGUCUUCGUAAAUAUUUUGUAAAUACGGGCCGUUCGCAAAUGUGCGACAACUCGAUAUAAUUGCUCAUGUGGACAAUGAGCCUCAAUUUUGUACGGAAGGAACCUCCGACUUUUUUCUCUCCUGUUAUGAAUCUCGGAAAGUUACUACACGCUCGAUGUCAGCAACGUCUACUCUUUUGCUGAAUCCAAGCUCUCCUCUCUAUACACUCCCGGCAAUGUACUAAUGCGUUUUUUUGCUGAAUUGCUUCUUUUAUGCUGUACUCUCUCAUUCCGCAAAUGCCUGUGAUAUGUUUAUCGAAGUCAGUCACACUCUCGAGUGCCUUUUUACGAUGCACCCGCCGUCGCGAGGCUUUGUCUGGACUCUCACAUGAUCUUGGGAGCUUGCAAGUGUGAUAAGCUCAGAGUGCUUUGUUGUAGCAUAUUACGCUGCACAGCUUCAAUACCUUGGUCUAACUUUUCCUAUGCCUUGACACCAUGGGGCGUGACCAUCGGAGAUACGAGAGAAACGCUAUAGGAUUUGCGAUAACUGGCGUGGACUUGCACCCAAGAAAGGUAGCUAUUUGGAGGAUGCAGCUUUCCUUUAAACUUACGGUUCUAGUUGCCAUAGAUCAGAUGUUGUGCAACAAAAUAUGCAAACGGUGUUAUUUGUCUUGGUUGAGUGUCCCAUUCAGGUACUUUUGAAUAGAACACAAAAUAUUUAAAAUACCAAAUCGAAUAACUUUUAUGAAAAUUAUGAGGUUUAUUAAGGCUGGUUCACGCAACCCCGUUUUCUUACGCUAAAUUACUAAAACUUGCGUACAAGUCACUGGGACAUCUGUGCUUUGAUUCAGUGUGGCUACCAAUUCAAGGACAUAGCCUGGCGCACAACAUUUGACACACAAAUGUUUCGGUGACUUAUACGUAACAUAAGAGAAAAAGAAGGAGACUGGACUGUGUGAACCAACUUUUUAAAGGAUUUGCCGUUUGCAGUGGUUUCCAGCAUGAGCUUUUCUAAUUGAAAUGGUGCCCUUCAGCGGUUUUCGCAAUAUCAAAUAAGAUCUAUUCAGGACAAGUCACCGAACAAAAUGUGUUUUCACAAGUUCUGAUAAUACCAAGUCAUGCCUUUUAAACGCACACAUGAGGUCACAAGUCCUCUCUAUUACGAUUCUAAUAUUUUUUUAUAGAUUAGGAGCUUACAAUAAAAGCAAAAAAAUCAGUUUACAGUUGUGAUAUUCAAAUCACAUUAUGUAAAUGUUUUCAAUUUUCGAGACUUGGCAAAUACAAGUAACCAUUCCUUCACUUCCGACAUGUCACCAACCGAGCACCUCUGCCAUACUCGAAUAAUAAGUCCCAUUCCUAGUGUUACUUUCAAACAGCGAAAUAGAUCUUUUGUAAUAAAAAAAGAAUGAUGCUACAACUUUUUUUCUUUUGGAAAAAUAUCCACAUGCAAACAUGAUUGGGAAUAAGUGACCAAAUAAAUAUUAUUCAUAUUCUGAUCUUUCCACCACACUCUCACUCACUAGGGAAAACUAAUGACAGAGCAGUUGCCAGGUGUGCCACUUUUCCACAGUGCACUCGUGGCCGGGGGAAAAACCACACUCCACGAAGCUAAAAAUACAUUUAGAAGACUCCUCGCUAGUUCUGUGUGCAUGCUCGCCUGCAUCAUUAGCAGGUAGACCGAAUCUCCUGUGUCACCUUUCCCAUGGUGUUCUGGAGCUCCCUCAGCUUUUGGUUAGACGGUGCUCAUAUACUUGUCACAGAAUGUUCACAAAGUGAAUUAACUCUGGAAGAAAUUCAUGAGAGUCAAGUUGUAGCGCUUCACCUUAAAUGCCUGUCCUGCACAGUCCCUCGAAUGUGAUUGCAGGUGUUGCAGUGUUCUUACCCGACUGUGAUACUUAACGACUGCACAAACCGUAUAGCGAGUCAUGAUGAUUUCGACUAGUAGUCUUUUUCAUGGUGCAAUAAUUGUCACUUCCUUUUUUUUUUUUAACUCGUUAGUACCGAGGCAUCUCUCAAAGGUAACAAGAUUUUGUACCACUCUGGACACUGAGCCCAAAGUUGUGCUUUACCGUUUUCGUUUAUAUACAAAGAGUGUUUUUGGUAGCUUUGUACGCCGGUCGACGCAAUAACAGUUCGGCUAAGCUAGGUCCCUGGUAGAGUCACUUGAAUGGGUUUCUACUCAGUGUCGCCUAUUUCAUGCUGCAUUGUCGAGGCUAGCAUAACUUUUACAAUGCUGCAGUCCCGCAUUGCUACCAGAGCAUGUGGCUUGGACUGGAAGAGAUGUCGAACGAAGCCGGCCAGAUGCUCGCGUGAGUGACCGACAGCAUUGAGGCACUGCAGGAGCUAUGCUAGCCUCGACAGCGUAGCCGCGUAACACGAAGUAGUCGACGCCGAGCAUAGCUAUCUGUGAAUCUGAGAGCCACCUGGUGUCAAGUGUCUUGCAACUCAUGAGCAAGUGUUGGAGCAGCACAGAUUUUGUUGCACUCGCGCCGUUCGACCCUUACUGAAAUGCAGCUACUGGUUCACCAGAGAGCACAACUGUUUGCCUUAGUGCACAGCAGAAAAGCACACUGUAUCUGUACAAAACAUGCAGCGCCCCGUGAUGCUAGUGUGGCGAGUUCUUCCGUCUCUGCAGGGGCAAUUCGCAUCCGAGUCGUACACCACCAGACGGUGCCACAAGGCGCGUACGGCCCAUUUCAGUUAGCCAAUGCAAGUUUUUAAGAUCUGUCUUGUAACUGAAUCCACGAAAACCCUGUGCGAGCUUUGGACAACAAUUGUACCCCUUGCGCUUUUUACCGAAGCAAAAAGUACCGACCCACAAGUCUUCAGGCUUAGGGUAGUUUUCAUGCCUUCGAUUCGAGCGCAAGCACUACAGCUAGCUGGAGAGGUUUCACCCCAGGAUUCUUGACUGCCAUUUUGGUUUCUCUGAAGGAAGUGGCACUUAUCUGGGCGUUUAUGGCAGGUGUGCGAGUCAUUGAGAAUACAGAUGUCGGCUUUCAAGUUGCGUGUUGGAGAUUAUUGGAUGGCCGGCAGUGGUACUCGGUAGAAAUUCCUGUACAACAGGUUGAUCUAUGAGACACUUUCCAUGCCCCUUUGGCAUUUGUCUAUGGGAAGGAAAAAAGCUUGUUCUAUACAAACUUCUAGAGACAGGAUAAUGUGCAAUAGGCACAAAAGGGGAAUCUAUUGGCAGUUUUCGUGGUCUCGACAUAGACAUACCGAGGCUACGUCGAACAUCAAAAGAAAUAAUGGUCAAACUUGUUGCAUAGCACAGUGCAGGUCGAGGCUAGCGCCAGUGUUUACGUCUCUUCUUGUCCUUGUUUUUUCGGCGCCUAUCUUCGAUCAUGAACCAACUGGCCCAAAUUGCCACCUUAAAGCUCAAUCUAACAUGGCGUUGCUCUGCUUUUGGAAACAGACGAGCAGAGCAUUUCACCAGCAUACCCUGCAAUGGUGACGGACGUUUUUGUGCAAACAACGUCGCACCGUUCCUUGCUUCUUAAAGUAUUAAGUUUCGUCGGUUGCAAUUUGUCGCCUUUUGAUGCACCAUGUGUUAUGGGGCUGGGUUUCAUAAAAAAAGUGACAAGUUUAAGAUAUGAUCUAGACAUGGAUUCAAAGAAGCAAGCGUGGUGCAAGAAUAGAGGGAUGCGCGCCUAUUGCACUCGUAAACGGGCAUGCUAGCCAAUGAGCAUCCAUCCAACCGCCGAGGAACCAAUGCCGCCUCAUUGUAACAGCUCGACGAUGCUUCGGAGGGCAUUCCUUUCGAUAUCCACAUACCUGCCACCCCAACUGCAUUUUUGACCCUGUACGCCGUACCUUACUUACUCUGUACUUGCAAAUGUCGAGCCACUCUUACAAUCACAGAUCUCGAGUGGUACACCCUCAAUCUUGGUAGGACACAUUCCGAUCCCCAACGGGCGCUCACUUUUGCGAAAGCGUGCUAGUCGACUUCUUUUUCCUUUUUCUCACCCUUGUACGAACAAUUUUUUUGUCAAUAAAAGGAGAAGAC
Messenger RNA from Ixodes scapularis (black-legged tick), 7607 nucleotides. RefSeq names its product slowpoke-binding protein. Bases 306 to 2051 code for a protein of 581 amino acids. Lineage: Eukaryota; Metazoa; Arthropoda; Arachnida; Ixodida; Ixodidae. The transcript is spliced from 14 exons. The record is from RefSeq and is a predicted model, not a curated record.